Messenger RNA from Moesziomyces antarcticus, 1596 nucleotides. RefSeq lists its product as uncharacterized. Gene Ontology annotation, cellular component: cytoplasm. The transcript has a single exon. Gene Ontology annotation, biological process: signal transduction; regulation of GTPase activity. NCBI's taxonomy places the organism in Eukaryota, Fungi, Basidiomycota, Ustilaginomycetes, Ustilaginales, Ustilaginaceae. Bases 1 to 1596 code for a protein of 531 amino acids. The record is from RefSeq and is a predicted model, not a curated record.
AUGCCCGACGAGCCGGCACACAUCGCCCGCCACGUCCUCUGCGCCGAAAGCGACGAGGAGCGCGACGACUGGGUCGACGUGCUUGUGCGUGCCAUCGCCGAGCUCGACGGCGUGUCGUUGGACGACAUGCCCGCAUCGCCCACGCAAGCGAUGAGCCAGAUGUCCCUGUCGCAGCAGGCCACGACGCCAGGGCGCGAGGCUUUGGGGUCCAACGCCAGGUUCCCGGACUCGGCCUUCAGCCCGUCGGCUGACAAGGCUGGCAGGCAGUUUGGAGGCGACGCAGGCCAGGAUGGCAGCCGCAAUGUAGCGGCGCGCAUGAACAGCGUCGACUCGACCGCUACGGGCAAGCCGGUCGGCUCGACGCCUGGCUCGUCGCUGCCACAGUCGGCAUCGUACCGCAGCUUCAACGAGCCGCGCUCGCCCGUGAGCUCGAGAGGCGCUGACCUGUACGAUGCCCCUGGCUCGCCCGGUCCGCGCAACGAGCCGCUCAACCGCGGCAAGACGUCGAUCAGCGGGCCGCUCAACGGCGCGCCCAUCCCAGCCGGCUACAAGUUUGGCGCCAAAGACGACAUGGGACCGGACAGCAAGAAGGACGACAAGAAGCGCUUCUGGCAGGGCUUCCGCGCCUUUGGCGGCAGCGACAAGCACAACCGCGAGCCCCGACCCGUGUUUGGCGUGCCGCUCGCCGAGUCGAUUGCGAUCUCGAGCAUCCACGAGGGCCUGGCCCUGCCCUCGGUGGUGUACCGCUGCAUCGAGUACCUCGAGAAGCGCAACGCCUUUAUGGAGGAGGGCAUCUAUCGGCUCUCGGGCUCGUCGGCGGUGAUCAAGAACCUCAAGGACCGCUUCAACAUGGAGGGCGAUGUGGACCUGCUGACCGAGAACCAGUACUACGAUCCGCAUGCCAUCGCCGGCUUGCUCAAGACCUUCCUGCGCGAGCUGCCGACGAGCGUGCUGACGCGCGAGCUGCAUAUGGACUUUAUGCGUAUCAACGAGCUGCAGGACCGCGUCGAGCGCGUCAACGAGCUCGGCAGGCUGGUGUCGCAGCUGCCGCUGGCCAACUACUCGUUGCUCCGGACGCUCUGCAGCCACCUGAUCAAGAUCAUCGAGCACUCGGACGUCAACAAGAUGACGAUGCGCAACGUCGGCAUCGUGUUUAGCCCGACGCUGGCGAUCGGAGCGGGCAUCUUUGCGCUCUUCUUGACCGAGUUCGACAGCGUCUUUGAGACGGAUGCCAACGGCGAGCCGGCUCCGAGGAGGAUCGGCGAGGAGCAAGUGGAGGGGCAGCAGCAGGACGCGGAGCAGCAUGCAGGACAGGUGCACGACGAGACGAGCGCGAGGAGCAAGAGGAAUAGCGUUCAGUACCGCGAGAGCCAGGCGGACAAGCUGCUCGGCUUGGAGGGGAGGAGCCUCAGCCACCAGGCUGUGGACGAGGACAUGGAGGGAAUCGGCGAGGAAGCGUGGGCGGAACAGCGCCGUGCAUCGGAGCCAGCGGAGAACGGACAGAUGCAGUACGAACAGGCGCCGCAGACCUACGGCCACCACCACGGCGGCGAGAUGCAUGGCCAGCACAACGCUCCGUCGGCCAUCAUGAGCUAA